AACUUUUGUGUGUUGCAAAUAUAAAAGGCAAGCCAUGUGACAGAGGGACAGAAGAACAAAAGCAUUUGGAAGUAACAGGACCUCUUUUUAGCUCUCUGAAGAGUUCAAGGGGAGGAAGGAGUGGUGCAUUUACCAAAGUAGGUAGCCGACCCCGUCAGCGUGACACGUAAUGCGGCGUGGCUGUGCAGCCGGGAGCUGACAGGGAGGAUGCUGCAGGACCCCAGACCGUCAGCUGAAGGAGAGAGGGAGGCUCUCCUCCGUUCCCGGCAGAUCACUUCCCUGUGUGUCACCGCCAGAGGCACGACUAUAACUGUUCUCUGUUUCUUUGGGACAAAAGAAGAGUUUCACUGUUAUGAGCCCAGUGACAAAGUGUCAGUGUAGUGGCACUGCGAGGCUCGGGAACGGACACUGCCCCGGGGGAUCCUGGCUGAGGAAGAGAGCCCCGUCUCCCUGCUGGGAUUCAGCGAGAAGUUCCUCGACCAUGGGAAAUCAUGUACUCGCGGCUUCGAUUUCCAUGCUCUCGCUCCUGGCGAUGAUGGGAGACACGGACAGUAAAACAGACAGUUCCUUCAUGAUCGACUCUGACCCCAGCCGCUGUAUGAGGCACCACUACGUCGACUCCAUCACCCACCCCCUCUACAAGUGUAGCUCCAAGAUGGUGCUGCUGGCUCGCUGCGAGGGGCGCUGCAGUCAGACGUCGCGCUCGGAGCCGCUGGUUUCUUUCAGCGCGGUGCUGAAGCAACCCUUCCGCUCCACCUGCCACUGCUGCCGCCCCCAGACCUCCAAGCUGAAGGCCAUGAGGCUGCGGUGCUCGGGGGGCAUGCGGCUCACGGCCACCUACCGCUACAUCCUCUCCUGCCACUGCGAGGAGUGCAACUCCUAGGGGCGGGGUGCCACAGCAGGGAGGGGACUGGCGUGCUGCCGAUGGGAAAGACUCCCAAGAAACAAUCCAGAGCCAAGCCGAUGCUCCCAGCACACGAUUGCAGCAAGGACAGGACUAACCAGGCUGGAAUGAAUCCGAGAGCUGAAGUGUAAAAUACCCUGGGGUGCUGGAUGGUGGAUGCUGGUACCACGGUGUACGAAGGAGAAAGGGCAAGGACUUGUUUUUGAGAAACCUUUCUUUUUUUCUGAAAGGAUAUUUUUGAGAAUUUCUUCUUUUUCAGGCUCAGAUCUGACUACAGAGCUUUUACUGCUGGCCAUGGGCAGCAGGGGAACAGAGAGGGAGGUCAGCUGGAUGACAGCACUGAGCUCUGGAAGCUGACGUUCGGACAGAGGAUGGGCAUCAGUUCCCACAUACAACCUCUUAACCUAUCAAUUUAUUCUCAGUUUCCUACUUAUACUGGCCUUCAAAACAAACUGUGCUGUUGGCAAAGGUCAUGUGUUACUGAUCUAGCAGCCAAGUGCUGGAUGACUUUAACUGUGGUUUAGCAGAAAUUAUAAAUAAACCAUUGAAAAGUGAACUGGA
Molecule: messenger RNA, 1465 nt
Organism: Corapipo altera (White-ruffed manakin)
Lineage: Eukaryota; Metazoa; Chordata; Aves; Passeriformes; Pipridae
Gene: NDP
Product: NDP, norrin cystine knot growth factor
Biological process (GO): Wnt signaling pathway
Source: RefSeq, a predicted model, not a curated record